Messenger RNA from Miscanthus lutarioriparius, 1359 nucleotides. Lineage: Eukaryota; Viridiplantae; Streptophyta; Magnoliopsida; Poales; Poaceae. The record is from the annotation of a GenBank genome assembly.
AUGGAGCUGUUCUACGAGCUGCUCCUCACGGCGGCGGUCACCCUCCUCGCCGCCUUCCUGCUCGCCACGCUCUUCGCCGCCAAUGAUCCCCCGCGCCGGACCGAUCGCGCCGCAGCCGCGAUCGCCGAGGAGGUGGCGGAGGAGGAGGAGAGGAUCAUCGAGGUCGACGAGGGAGGUUUUUUUGAUGUGGUGGGGUUGGAGGAACGGACCGUGCAGGAUGUUGCAGUGAAGCAGCAUGAUCUGGGCGCUGAGGUUGCUCUUGCUCCCGUUGAAGUUCUCGAAGCAGGACCGGACAAGCAGGGAGUAGAAGUUAUUGGAGUUGCGCAAGUGCUUCCCUUGGAAACAGAAGCUGUUGAAGUGAAACAGCACCAUCUAGUUGCCGAAGUUGCUCCUGCUGAAGAUGUUCUUGACGUGGGAUUGGUGGACAAGAGUGUACAAGCUAUCGAAGUGAGGCCGGAUGAAUUGGAUUCUGAGACUGCUCUUGAAGGGAUUCUUGAUGUCGUAUUGGAGAAGAAGGAAGAGCAAGCAGUUGAAGUGAAGGAGCACGAAUUGCCUGCAGGGGCUGCUCCACAACCAGUUCUCGAUGUGCCAUUGGCAGAGAAAAAAGAGCUUAAACAUCAUCAGCCCGUUGAAGAAGUUGCUGAGGUACAUGAGGAAGUGCAGUUCAAGGAGGAAGCUAAAUGUGAGGCCCAUCCAGGUGAUCAACAAGAAGAACUGGUUCCUGAAGAGGAAUCGGUGGCAAGGACAAUUGAUGAUGUGAAUGUUAGCCAUGAAUGUAGCUUUAUUGAUAAAGUGGUUACCGAGUUGCCUGCAGAGGCAGUGACAUUGCAAGGGCUGCUGAAGGAUGACCCUGAGGCAGACAUGGAGUUUGAGGAGUGGGAAGGGAUCGAGAGGAGUGAAGUGGAGAAGAGGUUUGGUGCAGCUGCAGCAUUUGCUGCUAGUGGGGCUGGGGCGGCUGCCCUGUCAAAGCUCGAUAGUGAUGUGCAGCUGCAGCUUCAAGGUCUCCUCAAGGCUGCCAUUGACGGUCCCUGUUAUGAUUCUGCGCAGCCACUUACAUUGAGACCUUCAUCUCGUGCGAAAUGGGCUGCUUGGCAGAAGUUAGGGAAUCUGAACCCUGAGAUUGCUAUGGAAAAAUACAUGAAUCUUUUAUCAGAAACAAUUCCAGGGUGGAUGAGGAGUGAAACCUUGGACACAGAGAACGCUGGCAGUUUAUCUGUGGAGACUAUCUUAACAACGGUGACUGCUACAAGUGAUCAACAGAACAAUCAAGGGUAUACAUUAUGGUCAAGGAAUGAAGAUAGUUCUAGCAUAGGUGAAGGUCGUCCAAUAACUUCCCCUAACCCAGAGAAAGUGUUUUAG